AUGGAUGUGUAUGGAAAUUAUAAAAACUCAUCAUCAUUAGCAUUGCUGACACUUGUUAUUCUGCUGAUGAUUUGUAUGCAUGUGUCCUCAGCAGCCAGAGAUCCUCUACGUACAAUUGUUAAAUUCACCGAUAUGCGUUGCAGAGCCACAGCACCGCAAUUAAUGUACUUUAAAGAGUGUACUCUGAAGCGUGAUGAGAAUAUAACGAAAGCCAUCACAUUGUGUCGCAUUUACGAUAAACCAUUGAAACAGGUUAAGCUCAAUGUUCGGGGCUAUCGUAAACGCAAUGUUGGUUACGUUCCCUUUGUACUUGAUCUAACAUUGGACUGGUGUGAUUUUUUGAAAAAUCGCAAUAAUAUAGUUCUGCAGAGUAUGUUUGGUUUGUUAGAGAAAGAAUCCAAUCUCAAUACCACGUGUCCCAUAUAUUUAGAUUACACUUACAUGAAUGCCAGCAUGGACAAUAAUGGAGUAUUUGCUAUACCCUUCAAAUGGCCUACAGGAGAUUAUCGUUUUGAUAUAACUAUAGAUGCUAAUGAGGAAAUUCGUUUAAUUGUAAAUGCAUUUUUUAGUUUAAGACGAUAA
Messenger RNA from Lucilia sericata (common green bottle fly), 582 nucleotides. RefSeq lists its product as uncharacterized. Lineage: Eukaryota; Metazoa; Arthropoda; Insecta; Diptera; Calliphoridae. Bases 1 to 582 code for a protein of 193 amino acids. The record is from RefSeq and is a predicted model, not a curated record. The transcript has 3 exons.